UAGUUCAACCAUUAUGGAAGAUCCAGUUUUUUAAAAAAUUUUGAGACCAAUUUCAUGGGCCAUUGAUGAUCAUUUUAAAAAAUGACCCAGGUGUACUUAAGAAGAAUGCUUUAUAUCAAAAUUUUAAAUAAUAAUGCUCAAAUUUUGUUUUUCUUUAUUUUCAGUCCAAGGACUUAGUCUGCCAUGUCCCUAAAGAAGAUUCACUGAGUUUUGAACUGAGUCUUUGCGGUGUUGCAUUUUUGCUCUCCGUAGUGUACUCCAGAGCACAGUUAUUUUUUGCUAAAAGAUGGUGCAGACUUUCUUUUAUUUUUUCAGACCUGAGAUUCUCAAUGAAGAGAGUCAGUCACACAGAGUUAAGAGAGUUUGUUUUCCAAAAUUUCUCCAGUUUUCAAGAACAUCAGCUCAUACUUUUUGUGGUCUUUCUCACCCUCUACAUCUUAACUCUGGCUGGCAAUAUCAUCAUUCUGGCUAUAAUCUAUGUUGACCAUCACCUCCAAAUGCCAAUGUACUUCUUUUUAAGUGUGCUAUCCAAUUCAGAGACUUUCUAUUCCCUGGUCAUUAUCCCAUGCAUGCUUUCCAGCCUUGUAGGACUGAGCCAAUCCAUUUCCCUGGAGGGCUGUGGGACUCAGCUCUUUUUUUUCCUUAGCUUUGCCAUCACCAACUGCCUCCUGCUAGCCGUGAUGGGAUAUGAUCACUAUGUGGCCAUCUGCAACCCACUUGGCUACUCAGUCAUCACGAAUUGGAAGGUGUGUGCUAUACUGGCAUCCUCAGUCUGUGCCACAGGGUUCCUCCUGUCACUGGUUCAGACUGUGGCCAUUUUCAGACUGCCCUUUUGCUCCCCACUGAUUGAGCAUUUCUUCUGUGAUAUUUGGCCUGUGUUGGACCUGGCCUGUGCUACCCCAGUGACCAAUGAUAUUCUGACCUUAAUUAUCAGCCUCCUUGCCAUCACAGCCCCAGCCACCUUCCUCUUCAAGUCUUAUGUCCUUGUUAUUUCCACCAUUCUCAAGAUCGCCUCAGCUGGAGGCUGGAAGAAGACCUUCGCCACCUGUGCAUCCCACCUCACUGUGGUCAUUAACCACUAUGGCGGUGCUUCCAUUGUCUACUUCAAGCCCAAGUUGGAGAAUACUAAAGAUCAGGAUCAGUUAAUCUCAGUGACCCACACUGUCUUAAUACCUUUACUAAACUCUGUUGUGUAUAGUCUGAGAAAUAAAGAAGUCCAGGACGCUCUGCAGAGAGUGCAGGGUAGGAAAUUCUUCCCCUAAGAUGGUAAUCUCUUCUUAAAUAGUUGUGUGUGCCUUCCAGAUGGAAGCCUAUUGGUAAAGUCAUAGAGCCAGAAUUUUAUGUAAUCAGCGAAGCCUCAUACAUCACAGUCAGAGCUAAGGCAAAAGGCAAACUAGGAGCUACCCUCUAAUAAUUGAGGCGCAUUUUCUGAACCCCUUUUGAAAC
This is a messenger RNA of Chlorocebus sabaeus (green monkey), 1446 nucleotides long. RefSeq names its product olfactory receptor 10J1-like. Gene Ontology annotation, cellular component: membrane. Gene Ontology annotation, biological process: G protein-coupled receptor signaling pathway. NCBI's taxonomy places the organism in Eukaryota, Metazoa, Chordata, Mammalia, Primates, Cercopithecidae. The record is from RefSeq and is a predicted model, not a curated record. Gene Ontology annotation, molecular function: G protein-coupled receptor activity; olfactory receptor activity.